UUCGUAAUAUUUUUGCUGUAAACUUUGCCCUUCUGGAGAGAUAGUAGUAUCAAACAUUAAAACCCACCCCAACAAACCAUUAUACUCUCUUGAUCAUUGUCUGACCCGUGCGCUUCUCGGAAGAGUUUGACGGGGUUUAUUCCUCCCACCCAUAACUAACUUAUCGGAGGGGGGCAGUUUACAUAGUUUAUUAAUCCUUUCUCGUAGUUUUGGAAGCUAGAGAGCUUGUGACAUAGGCGAAAUCAUAAUUUAUGCACGCAGAUUGGAAUCUCCUAGACAGCAUAACAUGGCCUGUUUAUUUGGUUGAAUAGCUGAUAAGUCAAGGUUUCAGUAAAAUUUCUGACCAGAAACUUGGUUGCCUGAAGCUUUGCGAUAGAGAGUACUACACUACAUCAGUGUCCAUGAAGCUAACAGUUUAAGAGUUUCUCUGUAAUGAAGUGAUGCAAACUGAAGAAAUAAGGCCAGAGAUCAGUACCCAUCUAGGAGAUGUGGAGAUUGAUGGAGAGGAUAACUUGAUCAGUGCUUCGGCUAGUGCAGUUGAAAAGAAGCCUAGGAGGGGGAGGAGGAGGAUACUCAAACAUUGUUCUAAAGCAAGUGUGAUAUUAGAUUCUAACAAAAACAAAUGAUUAGGAAAGCUCGAUAUCAAAUCCACGAACAUGUGCUACUACAAGUUAUGCAAUGAGCAUGGUAAAAUUUCAGGGUAAUUCAGGUCACAUCUAGAAUAAAAAUUGUGAAAUAGCAAGAUCUGAGGGAAAUGUUGUAGAAAAUUUGAACAGUGAUGAAUGUUGUCUCUGCAGGAUGGAUGGGGUUUUGAUAUGUGGUGAUGGUUGUCCUGUUGCAUACCAUUCUAGGUGUGUUGGGGUCUCAUAAAAUUCUUUACUUGAAGGAGAUUGGUAUUGCCCGGAGUGUUUAGUCAAAAAAGCCCCCAGAGGAUUUGCGGUAUUGAAGGGCUUGCAAGGAGCUGAGUUUCUGGGAAUCGAUCCACACGGGCGAAUAUACUUCUCUAUUUGUGGUUACUUUCUAGUGGCUGAUUCUGCUACAGAUCCAGUUACUACCUACUAUUAUUACAACAAAUAUGAUUCUAUGAAGGUUCUAAAUAUAUUAGAUUCAUCAAAUCCGUUAUAUGGCACUAUACAUAAUGCAAUGAUACAAUCCUGGGAUAAAAGUAGGACAAUGAGUAAAGCAUCCCUUGACAAAGCAGAUAAUUUUUUUGAGAAGUGCACUUCAGAAUCAUCCAUCAUAUUUGUAUCACAUUCUCUUGUACACCAGGAACAAGAGAGUGCACCUUUAAUUCUUUCUGUAACUUCCCAAAAGAAUGCUAUCCUCAAGAAUUAUUCUUUUUUAAAAGGAAGACCUGUUGAGAACUUUGUUGCAGGAGGCAAAGAAGAUGUUGAAAUGAUGGAUGCAUAUCAAAGUAAUGGUGAUGCUCUAAUAGUAAGUUCUGAAAGUUCUUUUGAAACAUCAUUGAAUGUUGAUGCACAAGUAUCAGAGAAAAACAAUCAGCAACAGAUUAUUUGUUCCAAUGCCCCUUGUAGUGUUGAGUUUAUAAAAAACUGUUUAGUUCAGGGUCAACAACUAAUUGAAGCGGAUGCCAACAAUGCAACUUUCCAGGUGAAGCAACAAGUUGAACAGUCUGAGAUUUGCACCGUGUGUGCACCUGGUCAAAUGGUUUUGGUUGAUAGCCCUCUUAAGAGACAAGUGGCUUUUCAAGUAAAUGCUUAUGAAAAUCAAUACGUUUUAGGGGAUGUGGUUGUGUCAACUGCUGCAAAUUUAGCAGUUGAUAUUGCUGAUAAGGAAAAUAGUGUACAACGAUCUUCAAAAAGGUCUCUAUUGACUGCAAUCACAGAACAAAGGAAAAUCAGAGAACAAAUGAAGCAUUUUUUAAGGCAACUGCACAAUUUUCCUGGCCAUGUUUUACCAAAAAAUAUAAUGAAGUGCAGAAAGAAAAAUGUGGAUGGUGCCUUUUUCGUAAAUCUUCUACAAGUAAUCCUAGUGGUUGCAUAUAUUACAUAUGGCUUCUGAGAAUGUUGCAGCAAAGGCUCUACGAGGGGUAGUCGUUUUUUCUCCCACAAAGAAUGGUGAUGGUCAUUUUCCAGACAUUGUUGCCUAUAUUCUAUAUAUGGAGGAUCAAUUGUAUGGUCUUCUUGAUGGUCCAUGGUAGAAUCCAUUGUACAGGAAAUAUUGGCAUAAAUAUCUCGAGUAGGCAUCAAGUAUUGCUAAGGUCAAGCAUUCUCUAUUGGAAGUCAGAACAGAUGAGAUUACUUUUUUGUGAUUGAAGAUCAUUAUGACAUGGCACUGUGCCUUUGUAAAAUUAAUUGUGUGAAUCUUUUCCUUAAAUAGAUUUGAGCACAUUCUUUGAAGCACUUUCAUUAUCCUUAAGCACAAAAGCUAUAUGACACCUGUAGGUGUUUCAUUUACAUUUUCCUUUUGUUUUUGGCAGCUAGAAUUGAGUAUUAAACCCAUUGCAUUUUCAGCAAAUUGGCUUAAAGCUGUAGAUGAUGCCACUCUUGGUAUCUCCACUGGUCAAAUUAGUGCAAGUGUAGUUGGAAAAACACCAAAGCGAAGACACCCUAGAAGGAAUUCUGUGAAUUGGUCCAGAGCUGUCAAUGAUGCCACUUUUGGGGCCUCCACUAGUCAAGUUAGUGGAA
Cryptomeria japonica (Japanese cedar) is the source of this 2648-nucleotide messenger RNA. RefSeq lists its product as uncharacterized. The record is from RefSeq and is a predicted model, not a curated record. The transcript has 3 exons. Bases 1084 to 2022 code for a protein of 312 amino acids. NCBI's taxonomy places the organism in Eukaryota, Viridiplantae, Streptophyta, Pinopsida, Cupressales, Cupressaceae.